ACUUUCUUUUUUUAUAUUUUUAUAAAUAUUUUUAAAUACUUACAAAUUGCCGCCGGAUUAAUAAUCUAGCGUAGGUGGCAUUACUACAUUCAAAUAGAUAGAGUGGCGCGAGAAACAUGUGUGGUCGAGCAGCUUGUUCUUUAAAUCCAGAUAGUUUAUGUCGCGCUUGUGAUUACAAGGAUGCAACUGGCAAACGACGCACAACAUCAUGGACCAAAACUGACAUCGAAUAUAUUCCAUCCACUAAUAUCGGACCUAAAGAUGCUCUUCCUUGUAUUAUUUCUGGCUUACACUUUGGCAAAGACGAACAAGUUCUUUGUGCUAUGAUGUGGAGUAUGAUUCCCCCUUGGCACGAGGGAGACUACAGAAAACAUAAUUUAUCAACACAUAACGCGCGUCUAGAAAAUAUUAAAAAUUCCAAAUUAUAUGGAACACCACUUCGUAAAGGACAAAGGUGUAUUGUGCUUUGUGAAGGUUAUUAUGAAUGGAAAGCUGGAAAAACCAAAAAAGAAUCUAAACAACCAUAUUAUAUUUAUGCUACUCAAGAGAAAGGAGUAAGAGCGGAUGAUUCUUCGACAUGGAAAGAUGAAUGGUCUGAAGAAACUGGUUGGAAAGGAUUUAAACUUUUAAAGAUGGCAGGAAUUUUUAAUACAUUUAAAACUGGAGAAGGGAAAAUAAUAUACAGUUGUACAAUAAUUACAACUGAAUCAAAUAGUAUUCUGUCUUGGUUACAUAAUCGUGUACCCAUUUUUUUAAACAAAGAACAAGAUUCACAGAUUUGGUUGAAUGAAAAAUUAACAAUAGAUGAAGUUGUUGAUAAAUUAAAUAAAUUAACAUUAUCAGAUGGUGAUUUAAAUUGGCAUACAGUCUCAACUCUUGUAAACAAUGUAUUAUGUAAAAAUGAAGAUUGCAGAAAAGAGAAAAAGUCCAUUGAAGAGAAAAAAAGCAACUCUAGUAGUUUUAUGGCUUCUUGGUUGAAGAAAGGGUCUGCAGAGUCAGCUAAGAGAAAAAGUACGGAAACUGAAAAAAAUGAUAAUGUAAUGUCAAAAAUUGCAAAGGAAAAAUAAUUUUAUCCAUAUUUUAUCCAAUUGCAAAUAAGGUCGCUCACAAAAGUAUAAACUUUACUUUUUUUUAAUUGUAAAUAUCAUUGUUAAAAUAUUUAUUUAAAUUAUAUAUUUUCUUUUUAUUUUUAUAUUUUAUAAAGCAAUAAUUUUUCUUUGUAAUAAUCUUUGUAAUAAUAUUAUAAUCAUAAAAUAAGAUUUUCCUUUUUUAAUUUAUAAUUGUAAGUUAUUAUUAUAAUUUAUAAUUGUAAGUAAUUUAUAAUUAUAAUUGAAGUAUAAUGUGUAAUUAUUUAUAAUCAAUAUUUAAUAAAAUUAAAACACAAUUCUGUAAACAUCAGUACUAAAAAUAAAAUAACAUAUAUAUUUUAA
Apis cerana (Asiatic honeybee) is the source of this 1430-nucleotide messenger RNA. RefSeq names its product abasic site processing protein HMCES. NCBI's taxonomy places the organism in Eukaryota, Metazoa, Arthropoda, Insecta, Hymenoptera, Apidae. Gene Ontology annotation, molecular function: single-stranded DNA binding. Gene Ontology annotation, biological process: protein-DNA covalent cross-linking repair. The record is from RefSeq and is a predicted model, not a curated record.